Salarias fasciatus (jewelled blenny) is the source of this 1502-nucleotide messenger RNA. RefSeq names its product caspase-3-like. The record is from RefSeq and is a predicted model, not a curated record. The coding region runs from base 106 to 981 and encodes 291 amino acids. Gene Ontology annotation, biological process: neuron differentiation; keratinocyte differentiation; proteolysis. The transcript has 7 exons. Lineage: Eukaryota; Metazoa; Chordata; Actinopteri; Blenniiformes; Blenniidae. Gene Ontology annotation, cellular component: cytoplasm; death-inducing signaling complex. Gene Ontology annotation, molecular function: cysteine-type endopeptidase activity.
CCCGUCCUGUACUUUGAACGGGUUGGAUCUGAGGAAGGAGACGCUCCGGAGCAGGUUCUUCUCUCUCAGGUGUCCAGCUGUGUGAGUACUCGCUUCAGGGGAAACAUGUCUGAUCCUCAGGCUGCUGGAGACACUGUGGACGCAUUUCCAGUGUCAAGGAGAUCGAACGGAGCAGGUGAGCCGCCAGGUGGCGGUGAGCCGUCAGGGAAGGGGGAUUCCCCCCCCAUGGAAGCCUCGGACCCCUACCGCUACAGCAUGGACUACCCCGAGAUGGGAACCUGUCUGAUCAUCAAUAACAAGAACUUCCAUCGCAGCACCAACAUGAGCCUCCGGAACGGGACGGACGUGGACGCCGCCAUCGUCAUGAAGACCUUCCGCCAGCUGGGCUACAAGCUCCGAGUGGCCAACGACCAGACUGUGUUCCAGAUGAAGGCUCUGAUGCAGAGUGUGUCUGAGGAGGACCACAGCAGCAGCGCCUCGUUGGUGUGCGUGCUGCUCAGCCACGGCGAGGAGGGCGUCAUCUACGGCACGGACGGCUGCGAGCGGCUGGAGACCCUCCUGCGCUGCUUCAAAGGGGACCGCUGCCGCAGCCUGCUGGGGAAACCCAAGCUCUUCUUCAUCCAGGCCUGCCGCGGCUCCGCUCUGGACGACGGCGUGGAGCUGGAGACGGACAGCGUGGACAGCCAGGUGUCAGAGAAGAUCCCCAUCGAGGCCGACUUCCUGUACGCCUACUCCACCGCUCCAGGGUACUACUCCUGGAGGAACACCACCAACGGCUCCUGGUUCAUCCAGUCCCUGUGCGACAUGCUGCUGCGCCACCCGUCCCUGGAGCUCAUGCAGAUCAUGACGCGGGUCAACCGCAAGGUGGCGCUGUCCUUCGAGUCCUCCACCAACCUGCCCGGCUUCGGCUGCAAGAAGCAGAUCCCCUGCAUCGUGUCCAUGCUCACCAAGGAGUUCUACUUCCCCCCUACGGCCCAGUGAUCCGCUCCGUCCUGCAGUCUGGACUGGAUUUGUAUUUCAGAAACACCGCGACUUUCAGAAUAAUGGGAACGAACGGGGAGUUGGGGUUUUUUUACAUGUUCUGUAAGAUACUAUGUAGAAAUGUAAACGCCACGUGCAGCCACGUUUUACCAGCUGGAUUCUCUCAACAUGUUUGAACAAGUUUAUUUUUAUUGAUAUUUGAUGAGAUGAUGGAGCACCCUGCUCUUUUCCACUUGUCCUUCUCAUGCCAGGGUUUUUCUGAAUUAGUAUAAAUAAAUAAAGACAUUCAUUCAUUCAUUCAUUCAAUUAGACUGAUGUUAUUUUUUUAAUAGUAGUGGCGAGUAAAACCAAAAUGGUGUAUUUCUGUGGCGAAAUGCUUAACAGGGGAUGAAAUAAUUCAAUUAAAACACCAAGAAGAGACAUAUUUGGCCAUCUUAUAGCAUUAUUAUGAAAGAUGUUGGUAUUACAAGUGUUGUCAUGAACUGAAAACGCCUUAAAAUGUUUUAAAAUAACAGGAAUGU